GAAGUGAAAAUGGCGGAUUCGGAAAAGGUGAAGGAGUCGAUGGAAUCAGCAUCCAGCGAAAUUUCGAGAGAAUUCAGAAGCCUAACUGAUUCGCGAGAUUUGGAUUCGAUCAAACAAGCACAAAAUCUCAUAUUAGGGAGAAUGCAAGACAGCAAUGCAGUGUUGUCUCGCUUCAACGAGUACUCGGAGAAUUGCUUCAUGGAAGUGCACGCUGAUUUUGCGAAGAACACGCGCCUCUUGCGGUCCAUGAAAUCGGACCUGGAUUACAUCUUUCAGAAGCUCAGGAGCCUUAAGAACAAGAUUGCAGGAACCUAUCCGGAUGCUUUUCCUGAUACCUCUGAAAUUGAAGCUCUUGAUCAAAGACCAGACCUGGAGUUGCCCAAGGAUAGCUAGAAAUGAAUUCCCACUCACAUCUUCUUCUGCUCUAAAUCCACUUCACACUGUUGCUCUUAGAAUUCACUGUUUCUUCUGAAGUGUUGUCCAAACCGUGUGAAGUUGUGAAAAGUGCCUUACAAAAGAGGUUGUAUUAGUAAUGUGUUUUUCACUUCCUCGAAAACUAAUGCUUUCUUCGUCUAUCAUUAAAUAUCUCAUUUUCUCGUUUUUAGAUGUCUCA
This is a messenger RNA of Salvia splendens (bonfire salvia), 613 nucleotides long. RefSeq names its product kxDL motif-containing protein 1-like. Gene Ontology annotation, cellular component: BORC complex. Lineage: Eukaryota; Viridiplantae; Streptophyta; Magnoliopsida; Lamiales; Lamiaceae. The transcript is spliced from 3 exons. The record is from RefSeq and is a predicted model, not a curated record. Bases 10 to 393 code for a protein of 127 amino acids. Gene Ontology annotation, biological process: lysosome localization.